CGAAAGUAGAAACUCAAAGGAAUCCAAGAUUAUCGAGAAACAGAAAGGGAUGUAAAAGUCAGUUAAUAGUAAAUGCGUAAUUUUAUUUAGUUUUAAAGAAAGUAUACUAGACAUAAUUUGUGUUUUCCUAUGACAAAUAGUCGAAUAAAGUGUUGAGAUGCACAGAGUGUAUAUAAACAGCUAACAGGCAUGCAGAAAAUGCACAUCAAUUAUGAAGUACAUUAAUGACAAGAAAGAAAUUAUAUACAACAUCCUGAGGCUGUUGAUACUUCUUCACUUUUGUGGAGUAAGUGACAGUCAAGGAUGUCAACAUGUUCCAAAGGUUGUGGCCAGCUGUCCCAAGUCUGCUUAUGAUUGGACGAUGCAUGCAAAGAUAAUAUGUACAGAGUCGAACAACUAUCACUGCCUAAUAACAGAACACCAUCGUGAUGACAAACAACAUAUCAUUGAAUGCUGCAUGAAGCCUCAAAACAUCACAAGGGGACAUAUGCCAAGGUAUAAUUUAAACAAGAAAGAUUUACAGGAGAUAGAAUGCCAAGAAAACUAUUACAUGCCAACACAGUUCCCAUCUAAUAGAUACAGAGACCAUGAUGUUCAGCACUGCAAAUAUAUGAAAUCAAAUUGUAAUAUGGAAGGAAUGAAAAUCUGUAAUCACGGAAGUACAACAACUGAUAGAUCGUGUUACUGUGAUUAUAAGGAAUUAUAUUUACCAGAGUUGCCCUUAGAUCCUGGCGAACACUGCUUUUCACUGAAAGAUAAUUUAUGUAGUCUUAGAAAUGACUGUGAUAGAACUUAUCAAGAACUAGAUAUGAUGUACCAGUGUGUCAAUAAAUGUAGAAAUGGUUACUAUAGACCUGAAAAUGAAUUGAUAUGCAGACCUAUCUCCAUAAGCCCAACAAUUACUGAUAAAGUAACAGUUGAGGUAUCUGUUCCUGACAGCAAACCAACAAAAGUUCCAAGGUUGACAACAACAAGAAGGGAUGAAAUGAUCAAACCAAAAAUGGAAAAUGAAGUAUAUUGA
Messenger RNA from Mytilus californianus (California mussel), 1021 nucleotides. RefSeq lists its product as uncharacterized. NCBI's taxonomy places the organism in Eukaryota, Metazoa, Mollusca, Bivalvia, Mytilida, Mytilidae. The coding region runs from base 212 to 1021 and encodes 269 amino acids. The transcript is spliced from 7 exons. The record is from RefSeq and is a predicted model, not a curated record.